CAACUUGCUCCUUUAUUUAUACUAGAACAUUUUUACAUCAUAUAUACAUCACUACUUACAUUAGUUUCAUUACAGUUAUACUACUAGCUAGCUAGCACAAGUUUAAUCAAAUGGCAGCAUAUCAGCUGGGAUUUGCACUCUUCAUCACCUUGGCUCUAGCCACACUUCAGUUUUCCUCUUGUUAUGUCUUGAAGGGUUCUGUUACUUGCCUAGACUGCAAUCACCAUAUCGAUCUCUCCGGAAUAAAGGUUUCAGUGAAGUGCAGCAAGGUGAAAACAUUGACUAUGGCUACAACAGAAGAAGAUGGAUCUUUUGAAACAAGCCUUCCUUUUGACAAAAAUCCAACAAACAAAUGUUAUGCCAAGAUCCUUGGAGGUCCAAAUCAGCUCUUUGUUUCAAGAAAAGAAACAGACCCCACUGUUGUCAAGUCUCAAGAAGAUGAUGGCAAUUCCUACACUAUCUCUAACUCCUUGAAGUUCUACACAAAAUGCCCUUCAUCCAACAAGAAUGAUAAUAAUGGAAAACGUCAUGAUGAGUUUGGUUCAUCCAAGACUAUUGAUCUACCAGUGCCAAGAGAAUGGGGACUUGCACCAACUAGCUAUUAUGUCCCUUUUUUCCCCAUUAUUGGCAUACCUUAAGUAUGCAUGUAUGUAUAUAGUACUUUCUAAUGUUCUAGUUAAUCUCCUUUCCAUUAGAGAAUGUGAGAUAUUAAUUAUUAAGUGGAGUGAGAGAAAGUGUCAAGGUUUACACGCUAAGUACUAUGUCAAAGUUGCUUGGAAUAAAGGUCAUCUCGCCUUAAAUGAGAUGGUCUUAUAUAUAAACACAUGCCUAUAUAUGUUUAUAUAUAGGUUUGGCUGUAGCAUAUUGUGUAAUCUUCAUGUUUAGUCCUUGCAAAAAGGGGUUGUAUAUGUAAGUGUUGCAGCUUAAUUAAUGAGUGCAUUGGGCUUUAAUUUUA
Molecule: messenger RNA, 955 nt
Organism: Capsicum annuum
Lineage: Eukaryota; Viridiplantae; Streptophyta; Magnoliopsida; Solanales; Solanaceae
Exons: 2
Coding region: 111-638 (175 amino acids)
Source: RefSeq, a predicted model, not a curated record